Molecule: messenger RNA, 1152 nt
Organism: Saitoella complicata NRRL Y-17804
Lineage: Eukaryota; Fungi; Ascomycota; Saitoellomycetes; Saitoellales; Saitoellaceae
Product: S-adenosylmethionine synthetase
Exons: 1
Coding region: 1-1152 (383 amino acids)
Biological process (GO): S-adenosylmethionine biosynthetic process
Cellular component (GO): cytosol
Molecular function (GO): methionine adenosyltransferase activity; ATP binding
Source: RefSeq, a predicted model, not a curated record
AUGGCUGGCAGCACUUUCCUUUUCACUUCCGAGUCCGUCGGUGAGGGUCAUCCCGACAAGAUCUGUGACCAGGUCUCCGAUGCCAUCCUCGACGCCUGUUUGACCGAGGACCCUUUCUCCAAGGUUGCCUGUGAGACGGCCUCCAAGACCGGUAUGAUCAUGGUCUUCGGUGAGAUCACCACUCGCGCCAACGUCGACUUCCAGAAGGUCGUCCGUGACACCAUCAAGCAGAUUGGUUACGACUCUUCCGACAAGGGUUUCGACUACAAGACCUGUAACGUCCUCGUCGCCAUCGAGAAGCAGUCCCCCGAUAUCGCUCAGGGUCUCCACUUGAACCAGGACCUCGAGAAGCUCGGUGCCGGUGACCAGGGUAUCAUGUUCGGAUACGCUACCAACGAGACCGAGGAGCUCUUGCCCUUGACCAUUCUCCUUUCCCACAAGCUUAACGCCGAGAUGGCUGCCCGCCGUCGCGAUGGUUCCCUUGACUGGCUUCGCCCUGACUCCAAGACUCAGGUCACCAUUGAGUACGAGAACGUUGGUGGUGCCGUCAUCCCCAAGCGCGUCGACACCGUCGUUGUCUCCGUCCAGCAUGCUGAUGAGAUCACCACCGAGGACCUCCGUUCCGAGGUCUUGGAGAAGAUCAUCAAGAAGGUCAUCCCCGCCAACCUUUUGGACGACAAAACCGUCUACCACAUCCAGCCCUCUGGCCGUUUCGUCAUCGGUGGUCCCCAGGGUGAUGCUGGUCUUACUGGUCGUAAGAUCAUCGUCGACACCUACGGUGGUUGGGGUGCCCACGGUGGAGGUGCUUUCUCCGGAAAGGACUUCUCCAAGGUUGACCGUUCCGCUGCCUACGCUGCCCGUUGGAUCGCCAAGUCCCUCGUUGCUGCCGGUUUGGCCAAGCGUGCUCUCGUCCAGCUCUCCUACGCCAUCGGUGUCGCUGAGCCCCUCUCCAUCUUCGUCGAGUCUUACGGUACCUCUGAGAAGUCUUCUGACGAGUUGGUUGCUAUCAUCCGCAAGAACUUCGACUUGCGUCCUGGUGUGAUGGUCAGGGAGCUCAAGCUCCAGACCCCCUUCUACCUCUCCACCGCUUCCUACGGUCACUUCACCGACCAGUCCAAGCCCUGGGAGCAGCCCAAGAAGCUCGAGCUCUAA